Colletotrichum siamense is the source of this 354-nucleotide messenger RNA. RefSeq lists its product as uncharacterized. The record is from RefSeq and is a predicted model, not a curated record. NCBI's taxonomy places the organism in Eukaryota, Fungi, Ascomycota, Sordariomycetes, Glomerellales, Glomerellaceae. Gene Ontology annotation, biological process: cytoplasmic microtubule organization. Bases 1 to 354 code for a protein of 117 amino acids. Gene Ontology annotation, molecular function: microtubule binding. The transcript has a single exon.
AUGGUCUGCGCAAAGUGCCAGAAGCUCGGCAAGGGCGGUACAACCCUCGCGACGCCCUCCGUCAAGAAGAAGAGCGAAAUCUACCACGGCUCCGCCACAUCCUCCGCGUCCUCCUCGAAAGCGACCCUGGGCAGCACCGGCAUCGGCAAGAGCAAGCUGCUCUCCAAGGCCGCCAAGAACCCCUACGCCCAGUACUCGAGCGCGUGCUCCAAGUGCAAGACAAAGGUCUCGCAGGGCCACGCCCUCUGCCAGUCGUGCGCCUACCGCGCCGACUCCUGCGCCUCGUGCGGCAAGCCCAACAAGAAGAAGACCGCCGCGCCUGCUGUUGCGGGGCAGAAGUUUACGUUGAAGUGA